This is a messenger RNA of Sphaeroforma arctica JP610, 618 nucleotides long. RefSeq lists its product as hypothetical. Bases 1 to 618 code for a protein of 205 amino acids. The record is from RefSeq and is a predicted model, not a curated record. Lineage: Eukaryota; Ichthyosporea; Ichthyophonida. The transcript is spliced from 2 exons.
AUGAGGCCUAAAUUGGUAUCAAGAGCAGAUUUGCCAAGGAAGCAGGCGUUGGUCAAGCCGGAGACUGUACUGACACCGAAGCAAGGACGGGGGGUAGGGGCUUUGGCUCCAAACCGUCGUCCAUGGAAAGCUAAGGUAGAUCGGAAUGGUACGCAGGCGAGGCUGUGGCGUCAGAUGAAUGUUAUACACGUAACAGGUGCGUUGACUAGUGUAAUGCAGAAGCAGUAUGUGGCAGCAGCUACAGCGCACUUUCAGGUAUUGAAGGAGCGUGUUGAGCGGAUGCACAAAGAGGAUGAGUUGGACCUGGUUGAGGAGCAUAUUCUGCCCCGGAUUCCAGAUGUGUUAGCGCCAAUGAACUUACCGGUGGGUGACAUAGACAUAGACCCAGGUCGGUUGAAUAAGGACUUUCAGUCGUUUGAUGAAGGACCGUUGAGGGCGUUGGGCAAAGAGAUUGGAGUGCCACAGGCUUGCGGAUACCGAAACUUACAGGUGUGUGCUGAUGCUGUGCCGCAGUACCAUAUGUACAAUCACAAGGAUAUGGAUGCUCAGGAGGUUCUGAAGGUUAAGAUCGGUGACUGUAAUCCGGGUGGUAUCUUGGAGAAGUUGACCAAGUCAUAG